AUAUUUAUUGAAAAAUGACGAAAGCGCUGUUCAUAUCUGGGGUUUGAUCAUACUGUUAUUAUCAAAAGCAGCUGCAGCUGGUCAAAGAUGUAUCUUCACAAAAUGCAGUGGUGACAUCUUGCCCACCCAACGGGAUUUGGCCGAAAUCACACAACUUAUUCAUAAAUCACAAAUAAUACACUGCAAAACGACAAGGGCAGGCCAAGAUGUGGAAAAUUUUAAGGAUAUGCUAGUAGGCAAUAAAAUAGCCUUAUUGUUUGGAGAUUUGUUAUUGGGUGGAUCUAUACUUGAAAUUUCCAAAUUAAGAAAUCAGGAAAUUCUGAGUUUAAUUAUGGCCGGCAUUAGAAAUAUGGCGGAUGGUGAAUUUUUUGGAAUCAGAGAUGAACAAAAUUGUCCUUUGCCAUGGAAGAAGCAAUCGCCGGAAAUAUUGAAAAGUAAUUCAAGCGCCAUCAAAACCAUUGUUGAUAACGGAGACACUGUUGCUCCGCAUAAUAUCGCUGAAGUCAAAGGUAACACAGAGAUGGAAUGGGAACUUCGAAAUAUUUUUAAUGGCGGUAGUUUAUUGGGAAAUGCCUGUAAAUCGGCUAUGAUAUUGGCUAAGCACUCUGGCGAGAUUCAAAAAUAUGCCUAUUUAUUUGGCAAACACUUUCAUCUGGCUUGGCAAUCAUCGCGGGAGCUCAAGGCGUUUCUACUACCCAUAAACGAAAAAG
Messenger RNA from Musca vetustissima, 710 nucleotides. Its product is annotated as all trans-polyprenyl-diphosphate synthase PDSS2-like. The record is from RefSeq and is a predicted model, not a curated record. Gene Ontology annotation, cellular component: transferase complex; mitochondrion. The transcript has 2 exons. Gene Ontology annotation, molecular function: prenyltransferase activity. NCBI's taxonomy places the organism in Eukaryota, Metazoa, Arthropoda, Insecta, Diptera, Muscidae. The annotation marks the transcript as partial. Gene Ontology annotation, biological process: ubiquinone biosynthetic process; isoprenoid biosynthetic process.